Molecule: messenger RNA, 1662 nt
Organism: Gastrolobium bilobum
Lineage: Eukaryota; Viridiplantae; Streptophyta; Magnoliopsida; Fabales; Fabaceae
Product: L-ascorbate oxidase homolog
Exons: 3
Coding region: 1-1662 (553 amino acids)
Molecular function (GO): copper ion binding; oxidoreductase activity
Source: RefSeq, a predicted model, not a curated record
AUGAACGCGAAAAUGCUUUCCCUCUUCCUAUGCCUCUUGGCUGGGACAAUAAUCUCAUCUGUUCAUUGUGAAGAUCCUUACUUCUAUUUCACAUGGAAUGUUACCUAUGGCACCCUCUCUCCAUUGGGUGUCCCUCAACAAGUUAUUCUCAUCAAUGACGAAUUCCCUGGUCCCAAUAUCAACUCCACUAGCAACAAUAACCUUGUUGUUAAUGUCUUCAACAACCUUGAUGAACCUCUUCUUUUCCAUUGGUCUGGAAUACAACAAAGGAAGAAUUCAUGGCAAGAUGGUUUACCUGGAACAAACUGUCCCAUUCUUCCAGGAACAAACUAUACUUACAAAUUUCAGGUAAAGGAUCAGAUUGGAAGCUACUUUUACUACCCAAGCAUUGGAAUGCAGAAAGCAGGUGGUGGAUUUGGUGGGCUCAGAGUGAAUAGCAGGUUGCUCAUUCCUGUUCCUUAUGCUGAUCCAGAGGAUGAUUACACCGUUCUCAUUGGUGAUUGGUACACCAAGAGCCACUCUACUCUAAGAAGCUUAUUAGACAGUGGUCGUUCUCUUGGUAGGCCACAAGGUGUUCUCAUCAAUGGAAAAACAGCAAAAGGUGAUGGAAAUGAUCAACCACUCUUCACAAUGAAGCCAGGGAAGACAUACAAAUACAGAAUCUGCAAUGUUGGUCUCAAAAACUCACUCAACUUCAGGAUCCAAGACCAUCCAAUGAAGCUUGUUGAGUUGGAAGGGUCACACACAGUGCAAAACAGUUAUGACUCGCUUGAUGUUCAUUUGGGACAAUGCUUUGGUGUACUUGUAACUGCUGAUAAGGAACCAAAAGAUUACUACAUGGUGGCAACAACAAGGUUCACAAAAACUGUUCUUCAUGGUAAAGGUAUCAUUCGUUACACCAAUGGUAAGGGUCCUGCAUCACCUGAAAUUUCUGAGGCACCAGUUGGUUGGGCUUGGUCUUUGAACCAAUUCAGGUCAUUCCGUUGGAACCUAACUGCUAGUGCUGCAAGGCCUAACCCUCAAGGCUCUUACCAUUAUGGUCAGAUUAAUAUUACAAGAACUGUGAAGCUUAUUAACUCUGUGAGCAGGGACAAUGGAAAGCUUCGUUAUGCUCUUAAUGGUGUUUCUCAUGUUGAGUCUGAAACCCCUUUUAAGCUCGCUGAGUACUUUGGUGUCCCUGAAAAGAUUUUCAAAUACGACACCAUUGUUGAUAACCCACCCCAGAGUGUUGUUUCAAGCCCUGUCACCUUAGCACCCAAUGUUCUUAAAUUCACCUACCGAACCUACAUUGAGAUCAUCUUUGAGAACCAUGAGAAAAGCAUCCAAUCCUACCAUUUGAAUGGUUACUCAUUCUUCUUUGUCGCCAUAGAGCCUGGCACGUGGACCCCAGAGAAGAGGAAGAGCUAUAACCUUCUUGAUGCAGUGAGCAGAUACACCAUUCAAGUGUUCCCGAAAUCAUGGGCAGCAAUAAUGCUAACAUUCGACAAUGUUGGAGUGUGGAAUUUGAGGUCGGAGAUUGCUGAGAAUCGUUACUUGGGACAACAACUUUACAUUAGCGUUCCAACCCCUGAACGUUCUCUUAGGGAUGAGUACAAUAUUCCAGAAACUGCUUUGCUUUGUGGCCAUGUCAAGGAAUUGCCAAAGCCAGAACCAUACCAUUAA